Penicillium macrosclerotiorum is the source of this 348-nucleotide messenger RNA. RefSeq lists its product as uncharacterized. NCBI's taxonomy places the organism in Eukaryota, Fungi, Ascomycota, Eurotiomycetes, Eurotiales, Aspergillaceae. The record is from RefSeq and is a predicted model, not a curated record. Bases 1 to 348 code for a protein of 115 amino acids. The transcript is spliced from 2 exons.
AUGUAUAAGCGCGCUUCCCGCGUUACCGUUACACUUCUUCACACCAUUCAUCGCCUCCUGCAUGACAUUAAUUACUUCCUCUGGAAGCUUCGCGAGAUCCUCCUCCGUGAAAUCCGUCGGAAAUCCAAGAUCCUCCGCGUUGGCAAGCUUCAUGUCAAAAUCGGCCAGCUUCUUCCAGAUUUCGGUGGCAAUGGGAUACAUCUUGGAGAUGAAGCCGAGCAAAACAUGUUCUUUCUCUUCGAAAGGAAUUUCCUUCAGGGUCUCCGCGUGGGGGAUGAAACCCUGCAACAUGCUGACCGCGAGUGCAAGGUCGUACUUUUCCUUGUCGUUCAUCUCCUUAUGGAGUAG